Molecule: messenger RNA, 976 nt
Organism: Ctenocephalides felis (cat flea)
Lineage: Eukaryota; Metazoa; Arthropoda; Insecta; Siphonaptera; Pulicidae
Product: trypsin-3-like
Exons: 5
Coding region: 69-833 (254 amino acids)
Biological process (GO): proteolysis
Molecular function (GO): serine-type endopeptidase activity
Source: RefSeq, a predicted model, not a curated record
CUUUCAUUUAUAAAAUACGUCUAUAGUCGCAGACAUGUAAUUGAGUGAUAUGUGAAAAUCAGAAUAAAAUGCAGAAAUUAUUGAUACUAGUUUCAUUUUUAUUUCCCUUGAUCGUCUGUAAAGAGAACCGAAUUGUUGGUGGAGAAGAAGCUAAUAUAGCGCAACAUGGCUGGCAGGUAUCACUUUUAUUAUUCGGAAAUCAUUAUUGUGGUGGAGUAAUUAUUGACAAAAAUUGGAUUUUAACAGCUGCACAUUGCAUUGAAAACGAAACAAAUGCCAAUAAAAGAUAUUCAGUUCGAGUUGGAAGUAGUACACAUGAAAAAGGCGGAAAAGUAUACAAAGUCAAAGAGACUAUUCUACACCCAGAAUAUGAUACUUAUACAGUAGACUUUGACGUUGCUCUGAUUCGCCUCGCCGAACCAAUUUCAUUCACUGCCUGCACGGUGCGUCCAAUUCAAAUUGUGGAUGAAGGAGUAAAAACAUUGGAUGGAGCAAUGUUAACGGUUACUGGAUGGGGAUCCAGAACGACUGGUGGAGAUAUCACAACAGAAUUGAGAAGCGUUAAUGUACCAUAUAUUAUUAAGGAAAAAUGUGAUGAAUAUUAUUCAACCAGCAAUGGAAUAACAGAUAACAUGAUAUGUGCUGGUUAUCCUGAUGGCGGAAUGGACGCUUGCAUAGGUGAUAGUGGGGGACCAUUAGUGAAUGAGGGCAGAGUACUGAUCGGUAUCGUUUCGUGGGGAAAUGGUUGUGCGAAACCUAAAAAACCUGGAGUGUAUACAAAUAUUGCUGCUCCAAAAAUAAGACAAUUCAUAAAAAGCCAUACAAAUAUAUAAUAUCAAUAAUUAUUAGUUCUAAAAUGAAUAUGUAAACGAAUUUCUUCAAAAUUGUGUAAUUCACUGAUCUUAAGUUGUAUCAUGUCAUGCAAUAUGAGAAUUGAAUUUUAUGUUGAUAUCACUCAGAACAUUGAAAUCAUAUA